AUGUCUGGAAUCAUCGACAAGACCAAGGACGCCGUCAGCAACGCCGCCGAGGCUGUGAAGGACAAGUUCCAAGAGAUGACCGGAACGACGCCCGCCGACCGCGCCAAGGACAACGCCCAAGACGCCUGGGACCAGACCAAGGACAAGGCCCAUGACAAGAAAGAGGACGCCAAGGACUGGGCCAGCGACAAGUUGCACGAGGCCGGCCGAAAGAAAGUUACUUUCUACGCUCACCCAACCGCAAUCAUGCCCGGAAUCAUCGACAAAACAAAGGACGCCGUCUCCAACGCCGCUGAAGCUGUGAAGGACAAAUUCCAAGAGGUCACCGGCACCACCCCCGCCGACCGCGCCGAGGACAACGCCAAGAGCGCGUGGAACGAGACCAAGGAUCGCUGCUGCGAUAAGAAGGAGGAAGCCAAGGACUGGGCCUCGGAGAAGCUGCACAAAGCCGGCCGCAAGAUCGACGAGCAC
This is a messenger RNA of Mesorhabditis spiculigera, 471 nucleotides long. The record is from the annotation of a GenBank genome assembly. NCBI's taxonomy places the organism in Eukaryota, Metazoa, Nematoda, Chromadorea, Rhabditida, Rhabditidae.